This is a messenger RNA of Drosophila mojavensis, 423 nucleotides long. RefSeq lists its product as uncharacterized. Lineage: Eukaryota; Metazoa; Arthropoda; Insecta; Diptera; Drosophilidae. The record is from RefSeq and is a predicted model, not a curated record. The transcript has 2 exons. Bases 77 to 388 code for a protein of 103 amino acids.
GUUGCGUUGUCGCGGAAGGAUAUACUAGUUGCCCCAUUUUGCUUAUCGGAGCUGUUACCUGUUACCAAUUACCAAAAUGAAGCAUCAGCAAGUUGUUGUUGACUACUGGACCAUGCUGAAGACAUCGGCAUUGUGUCUGAUAUUGGCUGUAACGGGUUUUAUAUUUCUCAGAAUGGUGCAAACGAUCUUUUGGUUGCCCAAACGUUUUAAUCAGAACCAGGAACGAUUGGAAGCCUUGGCCAAGCAAUAUAGCGAACAAAUGGAUCCGGAGGAGCGAGCUGAAAUCGAAAAGCUUUUCAACAGCAAGGAACCCCUAACAGAGGCGCAAAUUAAUAAGUUGCUGGAUGGUUCCAAAUCGGAGAUCGAAGAGCCCAAAAAAGAACAGUAGACACUAAGUAUUUAAUACACAAAAGAAUGCCCAUG